Molecule: messenger RNA, 1043 nt
Organism: Galdieria sulphuraria
Lineage: Eukaryota; Rhodophyta; Bangiophyceae; Galdieriales; Galdieriaceae
Product: mitochondrial carrier (BOU / S-adenosylmethionine carrier)
Exons: 6
Coding region: 14-961 (315 amino acids)
Biological process (GO): mitochondrial L-ornithine transmembrane transport
Molecular function (GO): L-ornithine transmembrane transporter activity
Source: RefSeq, a predicted model, not a curated record
ACUGUUAGACUCAAUGAAUUCAGAAGUGAUUACUGAACAAACAUUUGAAGAAAAGGAAACAGCCAAAACAGCAGUUAUUGCAAAGGAUCUACUGGCAGGAACUGCUGGAGGUACUGCGCAACUGUUAGUGGGACAUCCGUUUGAUACCAUCAAAGUGAAACUACAAAAUCAGCCUUGGGUACCUCCUGGACAAACUCCACAAUAUACCGGUGCAAUAGAUGCUGUAAAGAAGACUGUAGGAAAAGAAGGUUUGGGUGGUCUUUACAAAGGAAUGGGAGCUCCACUAGCGUUUGUUGCAGUAUUCAACGCAGUUUUAUUCGCUUCCAACGGCCAAAUGAAGAGAAUCGUUCAUGGUGAGGAUGAUAAGUCACUUAUGACCAUUCCAGAAUUUGCACUGUGUGGUGCAGGAGCCGGCUUAGCGGUUUCCUUUGUAGCUUGUCCAACGGAGUUGAUCAAAUGUCGUCUUCAAGCUCAGUCUGCUGAUUCUGCAACCGUUUACAAGGGGCCAGUUGAUUGUGCUCGUCAAGUAUGGAAGAGUAGAGGUACUCUUGGCUUGUUCAAGGGUCUUGGAGCAACGCUUGGUCGCGAAGUACCCGCAAACGCCAUCUAUUUUUCAGUCUAUGAAUAUACCAAAGGUUUGUUUGUCCCUCAGGGUGGUUCGAAGGAGGAUUUGGGUUCGGGAGCCUUAUUGUUGGCCGGAGGAAUAGCGGGAUUGAUGUUCUGGGGCACAGUUUAUCCAAUAGAUGUUGUGAAGACACGAAUUCAAACGGACUCUGACACACUACCCAAAUUUCGAGGAAUUGUCGACGCUACUAGAAAAAUUGUUCAACAAGAAGGAUUACGUGGAUUGUACAAGGGGUUUCUUCCUUGUUUAGCUCGUGCUUUCCCUGCAAAUGCAGUGACCUUUUUAACCUAUGAAGCAGUUGCACACUUUUUAGAGAGACAGUUUGGUUUACGUUAAACGUCGUUUGCAGAACCAUAAAAGUUAUCUUUAAAAGACUAUUUUAGUUGGUAAUGCGCUUGAUAAAAUAUUUCUUUAAAGA